AGCCGCUGACUGACUGAUCAGGUGAUUAGCUGUGGAUAGUGUGGUAUUUCUUAGUCAACAGCUUGAUUCCAGCCAGCGUUCUUUGAAAACAGGAGAAGUAAUCUGGAACUCAUGACCAGAGUGAGGAGCAGGAGAGAAGCUGCUAACUUCCUGCUGAGAGAGGCUACGUGGCAAGUCUCCUGGCCAUGAAGGCAGCAGCAGAGCAGCUGAGAGCAGGAUGCUGCAAACCCACAGGAAGCUCUUCCUGAGGACCUUAAAGAUGUUGCCCAGCUAAAGAGAUGGCAGGCAUUCAGGACUUGAUUACUGAAAUAAUUUGUUCUGCUCAUUUCCACGCAAACUUUUCCUUGAACAUGAGCAAUUUGAAGGGGUUUCACACGUUCGUUGCCUUCUGCCUUAUUCUACUCAACUUCGGCAGCCUGAAAUGCCUUGCUUUAAGACAAGCAGAGGAAAGGCAUGCAAGACAACUGCAUCUGGCGUUGCCAGGAGGCGACAGCUUAGCAAAUUCAAAUGCAUCAAAUCCAGAAGGUAACGUAAGCUCGUCCAUGGAUACAGCCAGCGCUUCUGCAUCUGAAAGCCUUUAUGGAGCCUCAGUAGAGCCAUCCAGGAGGUCAUUAAACAGAGCCACAACUGUAAAAACAACCUUACCAACCAUUAUGCAUGUUCACAAUCCCUUGGGAUACUCAAAUAUGGGGGCUUUUGCCAGCACAGGUCUGGAGUUUGCUGUGGAAAGUGAAAGGCAAAUCAGUCUCAAUGGACCCAAUGAAAAACUGGAUAAAUAUGGGACACAGGAAGCUUUGAUUGCCACUGUUAUGACAAUUCCAGAUCCUAUUGUUGAAGAUGAUAUGCUUAGUAGCUCUGCAAAAGUGACCGUGGAUGGAGGUGGGGGAGAAGGAAAUCUGGAUGGGGAUCUGUUUAUACCAGGCAGUCUGGAAGGAGGAGCCCAUGUUGACCCUUCAGACAAUCCCCAGUUAACUAUCCAAAAAAUGAUAAAUAGUUUUCCUGCUACAGCAUCACCAAGCAACCUCCUCAAAAAUCCAUUUCUUCCAACAGGCCAACCAGUUGAUUUGGCAAAAGGAUCAGAUGGAAAUAGCUUCCCAACAAUUGGGAUGGGCACAGUUGCUGCUACAGAGCCUAGGUUGCUGCCUGUAGAUGCCCCCUUAAAUUUGGAAGGGGAAAUCUCAGAGAACCAAGGGCACUUGAAAGCUAUCCUAAGCACUACCAUGAUGGCCACUGCAGGCUUGCCGCUAAGUGAUGAGUGGGAUGAUACAAAAUUAGAGCCUUCCAGCCAGGCGAAAGUUAUGCAUCCUGUGAAGAUGAAUCAAUCUCAAAUAGUGCGACCGACAGGACAGGAGGAUGAUGAUGUGAAAAAGGUCCUGUCACCCAUAUUAUUGGCAACCACAGCAAAAGGAAGCAAAGAUAAUCAGAGUGGAUCAGGCCAGAUACCUGUGCAGGUAGAGGAGUCAACCAAUACAAGCCUGAAUCUUGCCCAUACCAUUGAUCUAUCUGAGAAAGUUGGAGCCCAGUCUGUAAGUUCAAUGGAAAACAUAGAUCCAACCAUGAUUAACCGGUCUAGAUUGUUUCCUGAGACUAUAACUACAACAGAUGUGACCAAAUCAGAUGUCUUCCAAACCUUAAGAGACCAAUUAAGAGGAACAGCCUUCCAUGAUACUGGCACUGUGCCAUCACCUGUGAUCUCAGGAGGCCUACCUACUCAGAAGAUUACAGGAUCACAACAUGGGAUGAAGGAAGGAGUAGAGUUGGCAACUCAAAUACCAACAGUUUCCAGCACGUCCCAACUGUUGAGAAUAUUAGAAAAUGUUGCUGCUACAGUGUCUCCUCAUUCUACCCAUCUCCCAGUGAAAACGGUGGAAGUUGAAGGACCUGUCACCUUCCUAGAGAAUAAAGAGAUCACUUCCAUUGCCUAUAUUCCUGCAACUCUGGCUGAUCUGAGAGUGCCAACUGAAAUGACUGUUGGCACAACUGACACGAUGACAGCUCUGCCUUCUUUGGUAUCUUCUACAAGGCAAACCACAGUUCCAGCUGCCCACCGACUUACCACAGUUUCAACUUAUGGGCUGGAGAGGUUGGAAUCAGAAGAGGAAGAGGAGGAGGAAGAGGAGGAGGAGGAGGAAGAAGAAGAAGAAGAGGAGGAAGAAAUGGAUGAGGAUGAAGAAGAGAAUGAUGAUGACAGAGAGCCCAACUCAAUAGAUGAAAGCUUAGACGCUGACCUCUCCAGUUUUACUGUUCCUGGGGAAACCUCACAGGAACCCUUGGAAGGGCUGGGAGGUCCUGCAGGAGAGCUCUCCGGAAUAUCCUACCAUGUGCCAAAUGCAAUUGAAUGGGAACAGCAGAACCAAGGGCUCGUGAGAAGCUGGAUGGAAAAACUAAAAGACAAGGCAGGAUACAUGUCUGGGAUGCUGGUCCCAGUAGGCGUAGGCAUUGCGGGAGCCCUGUUCAUCCUGGGAGCACUGUAUAGCAUCAAGAUCAUGAACCGCCGUCGCAGAAAUGGCUUUAAAAGACAUAAGCGAAAGCAGAGAGAAUUCAACAGCAUGCAAGACCGGGUGAUGCUUUUAGCAGAUAGCUCUGAAGAUGAAUUUUGAAUCAGGUUGCAAAGCUACAUCAUGUUCUCCAGCGACUGACUUUGUUUGUAAAGGGAGGUUUGCAAGUAAAAAAAAUCUUUCUGCUGCAUCCCAGCGGCCUGCCUGUUGUGCAUUCACAUGGCAGUGUUGCUUUACACAACCGGUCCCCAAAAGGAGAUACACACACAGCCAAACACAUCCCAAUCACAGCAUGUUGCAGCCUACUUUUUAAAAACCAUGCAUUAGUGCAACUUCAUUUCCAUUGCACUGCAUGUUCUUCAAGGAUGAAACUAACAAUGAUGCCACAAAGAGCGGGGGACAAGACAGGCUGAAUGACAAUAAUGGUCCUAAGGUUUUAAUUUUCAUUUUGACGCUAGCAAUCAAGCUGUCAUCCUUUCCCAUACAGUCUUUGGGGAGGAUGAUUUUUAGCCCAGAUAACUUCUGUCACUCUCUCACUGGGAAGUCUCUUCUAAGAUGUGGCAUUUCCUGAGCUGGUUUUGAAAAUGAUUGGCUCUGUUUAAUUAAUGAAGUGUCAUCUUGAAGCAAACCACCUCAUAAGCAGGAUAGUAACUAUGUAAGUAGAGUACAAUGAACAGGCACACCAUGUGUACAUAGUGUAUUAUGCUUAGGGCCAAACUAGAUGGUUACAUACAUAAGAGACACGGGCUUUGUUUUGUUCAUUGUGAAACAAAUGGGAGUGGAAAAACAGCAGGGGGUGGGAGAGUGCUUUCAUCAGCUCAGCGAAGGGCCCAUAAGGGUCACAUAUGCAUGGCGUACUUCACAUGACUAUUACUCAGCUCCCACAGCUAAAACCCUCUCUACUGUCUCCAUUGUUCCCAGGGUGAUAUGGAAAUUGUCAAUGCCCAUUUGAUCUGCAAGAGAUCAUUACUUGCUGCUGUGGUCAUGGCAGUGAACCAGCAGUGAAUGUAUGAUAGUGGUGCCCAAACUCUUGAUACCGUGAGGCAAAGCAUUUUUUUCUGGAUUAAAUGUUAAAGUACACUUCUUUUUUGCACUCAAAAAGGCAGGUUUGUAUUUAGCCAACCAGCUGCCAGGCCAAGAGCAAGGGGCGCCUCCCUCUGCAGCUGCAGCAUGUUCUGCGUCAGGAUGGAGCAAAGUGUGGGCUGGUAGUUCUGCAUUCUUCUUUGCGUCCACAAAGCUCCCUGCCCCAUUUCACUUCCUUUUAAAUUAGCGCUUCCAGUGAAAGCUGGCAUUCUGCAAGCUAAACGCCACCUUCUAACAUCCUAAUUGUUUACAAAAAUAUCUCUAGAUUCAAUGCACAUUAUUUUCCAGGAAUAGAAAUGGAACGGUGGCCACAUGUAUUUUUUUUGAAAAUGUAUCUAUUGACUUAGGAAAAAAAAAGAACCAGUUGGUCACCACUUUUUGUGGGGCAUAACAGGAAUCAUCCUCAUUGGUCAUGCCCACUGUAGAAGCUGUUUUGCAAAUAGGCAGGUGUCUAUCAGCUAUUUCAUGGGAGCUCCCCCAAGAUGUUCAAAUGUGCAAACCAGUCAGCACGUUGCCUAACCCAGUCUGAUUCACCAGAUUCUCUCCAAUUGAGUUGGACAAUCAUUCCCAUUCUUCCCAGCCAACAGGGAUGAUGGAAAUAUUGCUACACAUCUGGAGAGUGCCAGGUGGGGAAGGCCGGUCUAUUUAAUUGUUCAUCUUCCUUGGGAAUAAAAAUGUGCUUCUGGCUUUGGGCUUUUCCCACGCUACUUAAUUAAACUUAAUUAAGAGCUCUUGUCUUGCUUUCCACAAAGAAGACAAGAGACAUGUAUGAAGCUGGAUUUUUGGUUACUUCUCCCAAUUAUUAUCCACACUGAACCACUGCAACUGUUAAGGGUUUCAGGAAGCGGUCACACACACAGUAUUGGGUAAAGCCAGGAACUGAAUUUGGGCAUGUCUACAUAUCAGACAAGUUAUCUUCCACAGAGCUUUGGCCCUUUUUUUUUUCACAACAGAGAGAGGGGGAAAUCAACAAGAGAUCUUUAGCUCCAUUAGAAUUAAGUGAUUGCUGUUUCUGAUAUGGUAGCUUAAUUUUGCCAAGGAUGCUUUUCUUCUCUGGCUCACAUGUUUUGGGAAUUAUUAUCCCAUCACUUUGCCUGGUGGAAGUAUGUGUCACGUGUAUUCUCUAGGAUUGCGUAGGGCUUCAAUUUGGUCUUCCAAAACUAUAGGAACAUGAACCACGGCACCUCUCAUUGCAAACGGUGCCACCAUUCAUGCUUCCUGAGCUCCAGAGCAGUUUUUGGAGAUCAAAUCAAAGUGUUGUCCCCCUGUAGUAUUCAUAAUCAUUAAAUCCGGUCUAUUUGGAGGAUACUUUUCAUUUUUUUAAUGACCCUCCUUAGGGCCACGUGGAGGUGAGAAAGAAGGAGAACAGUUCUGGUCAAUGACUUCAGAAUAGCAGUACCCAGCAAAAUAGGCAAGCAGGGAUGGGUUGAGAAGUGCGAAAGCAGUUGAGAUGUCUCUAGUUUCUAGUCCAUAGAGAGCAAUUUGUUAUCGUGAUAAUGACACUAAACACUAUUUUUGUAUGUGUGUUUGUGUGUGUGUAGAACCACAUACACAUGUAUAUACACACUAAAUAAGCAAGCAAUGUGUUAGUAAGAGUGGCUUCCUAGCAUAGCAUCCCAGGAUUAUAGACAAUGUGCCUCAGGACUUCUAGCCAAUUGUAAACAAAGCAAUAUGGCUGCAGGGAAUAGUGAACUGGGACCACGGUUGGCUAAACCAGAAACUCCCGAGGUCAGUGACUUCCAAUAAGUGCUAGAGCAUGAAGUGUAGCACACAAUUUGUUGGGGUGGCUUUUUUAAUGUGGCAAGGGCUGAACGCCAUCUGUGCACCCAAUGAUAGCGUGAAGUUGAGAUGAUAAAGUUCAGAAGCAACAGAAUGAACUUGAGUUGCUCUAGAUUAAAGAUGAAAGACUUUUUGGAUGCUUCCAAUUCCCUCUGCCCCCCAAGAAACCCCACAUCUUAAUAAAGCCAUAAAUUGGCUGAAUUAGAACUUUUAUCCCUGAUAGGCCAAGGUACCUUUUUUCAAGAACGUUAAAAAAAAAAUAGAGGUAACUUUUUCCCCUUCCUCCCUCUGCCCGCCAGUUCAGCAGUAUGGAAUAGCAAAUCUGUCACCUUCUACUGCAUGUUCCCCUCCCAGCCGAUGGCUCACAUUCCAUGAAGCAGCCAGUCCAAGCAGAGCAGGCCUGCCCCUUGCAAUUUCUCCAAUGGCUGUUUUUGCUGGCUCAGGUAUGGCAGGCCCUGAAAUGCCACAGGCCUGGCAGAGAAUAGAUCAGGGCUUGAGAGUGAUCCCCCUCUCUCCCAGAAGGGACAGAAUGAAUCAACAUACAUGGGAAUGGGAGUGGUGCUUGAUGCCAAGUGUAAGAGUUUGGGUGUCUAACUCAGCUUGCUUUGCCCUACCAAGCAAGAGGUCUCUUGUGGGGAAAGGCCUUUCCUUCCUGAGCCCUUGACUGGAGCAAGCAGGGAUGGAAGCUGAGCCCUGUUGCAUGCAAAGUGGGUUCCUCUCCCAUGAGGGUUCAGUCUUCCUGCAUCUCACAACACAAGAAGCUGGCUAACAUUGGAAUUGGUCCUGAAUUUGGAAAAGGUAUCUCUAAAGAUUGUGGGGCUAGAAAAGAAAUGUUUUGAAUUGUUUUGUUAGCAUUCUAACCUGUGUAGAACUGAAUUCUAAAAAAGCAAGUAGGAAAAGGAAUAUAUGUUUCAGUGGAUAGAGGGUAGAACUUGAGCAGAGGUGGGUCUCAGGACUCCUAGUCCUGUCAGCUGGAUGUAGACCAGCCUUCCACAACCUGGAGACCUCCAGAUGUGUCACCUGAAUUGGCUAGGAUGAUGAGUGGUUGUCCAAAAGCCCAGGUGUCCAGUGGAAGCUACAGUGAUGUCAUGAUGUGCCCCAAACAGUUGGAGUGUACCAGGUUGGGGAAUGCUGCUUAGGGCCUUUGGUGAGUCACUUUGAUCAACCCAAUUCUCCACCUUUUUGGCAGGAAUAAGUGACCUACCUCACAGGGUUGUUGUGAGGGCAAGCCAAUAAAGUUAUA
Messenger RNA from Python bivittatus (Burmese python), 6603 nucleotides. It is a transcript of the gene ARMH4, whose product is annotated as armadillo like helical domain containing 4. The record is from RefSeq and is a predicted model, not a curated record. Lineage: Eukaryota; Metazoa; Chordata; Lepidosauria; Squamata; Pythonidae.